AUGAACGCUAUGAUUGAUGCCUAUGGCGAAGACAUUGGCAUGGGCUAUAAUGUAGGAUGUACCUUUGGUGGAAUUUUCUGUGUCAAUUCAUUUCAUGACUACACUCAUAAUCAAUUAUGUCAAGUACAGCAUCAUCCUCUUUAUCUACCCAGUUUCAGCCUAGUGGAUCUUGAAACCAUGGAGCGCAUGUUCUCAUCAAUGAAUUCUGUCUCAUAUGUUAUACACUAUGCAUCCAGGUACCACUGGGCACAAUUCAUCAAUCGUCACUUUCAACAAUGGGAUGAAGACAAAUACAGUGAACUCAGCAAGUUUCUACUGAACAACUACAGACAAGCUAUUGGCAUUAUCAAGAAAUAUGAGGACAAGGUUUCCAGGCUCAUAUCAAGCCUGAACAUCUGUGAAGAUGAUUUUAAAUGCUGGAUUGAAGAAGAGAAGAAUUUUCUGAUGGACCUCAAAGAUGAACCUGUAGAACAUGUACUUGUGUGUUCAUAUGUUCAGGUGCUGAUGGACCUCCAAUCUGCUGAUCAAAAAUGGCAAAAGAUGUCAGAUUCAUUCAGGAAUACAUCACAUGCACACACCAUCAAUUAUGCAGAGGACAUGCAGCAGACAUCACAAUUGGAAGCUCAAUGCCAAGCAGCAUUGGAUGGUUUGAUGAUCUGUAUUUGUGUAGUUGCAGAUCUGGAAGAAAGGCUUGGCAUCAAAGAGAGAUGGACUCCCCAGCAUCCUGAAUAUCUGUCAGUGCUUGAGUGGAUUAGAUCUCAUAAUUUCCAAUGUGCACUCGACAAGUUGCAACAGCUUGUUGUACAGCGUCUACUUGAGCUUGCAAAAGCCAAUUUAUCAGGCACAGGCCAUCAAGGCAUGAAGCAAGGCAUCCACAAUCUAGCACCCUCCAUGCUACCUCCUACACCACAACUCACCUGGAAUGAUAUUUUUGAGUUGCUCAAACACUUGCAUUCUCAACAGGAUGUCUUAACUAAGCCCUGGAUGAUGAAGUGCUCAUACAAGGAGUUGACCCAUCUCAAUGUAGAGAUUUGUCAAUUGCAUAUCUUUGUCCACGACAAAGGGAUAUUUCUUCAAGAUUGA
This is a messenger RNA of Suillus paluster, 1083 nucleotides long. RefSeq lists its product as uncharacterized. The record is from RefSeq and is a predicted model, not a curated record. Bases 1 to 1083 code for a protein of 360 amino acids. NCBI's taxonomy places the organism in Eukaryota, Fungi, Basidiomycota, Agaricomycetes, Boletales, Suillaceae. The transcript has 8 exons.